AUGGCUUCCUCUUCUCGCUGGACCGACCUAUCAGAUCAGCUUUAUUCAACUCUUCCAGCCUUUGACGAACUGAUUAACAAAGAUGCUCAAUAUAACGCUUUUGUAAAGACUCCAGCCAUUCUUCCCCAAACUACCUUUGGAAUAGGCACAUCGACCUCAAACAACAUUAUAGUUAUUGCCAUAGAUCAUGGUAAAUGUCAUGCGAGAGUUGGUACGGCCCAGGAGGCUUCAUUCAUACUAUUAGCAUCACUUAGACAUUGGGAGCAAUUCUUUCAGCCAAUUCCAGUGGCUCCCUUUCAAAGCUAUUGGGGUAUGUUUGGAAUGAACAUCAAGCAAAAAGGUAUCGAGAUUCAAGGAGAUCAAAUGUCUUUCACACAGCAUACUCAUAUCUGGAGACGAGUUCUUGAAGUGGUACAUGACGCAUAUUGCGGGCCGAUGAAAUUAGAUGAAGAGUCUGAAGUGGAUGAAGAUUAUGUCAUUGGUCGUUAUGUAUAUUUGACCAUCCCAACAUGGGGGAAAUGCAAAGUUUUCUACGAAAGGGGAUCUGGGAAGCAAGACAUAGUUUUCCUCCAUACGGCAGGUGCAGACGGUCGACAAUAUCAUGGGGUUAUGAACCAUGCGGCCAUGCGUGAGAAGUGCAAUAUGAUAGCUUUUGAUCUACCGGGUCAUGGGAAAAGUUACCCUCCUCCAAAUCACUGUCCCGGUGGUUAUACAGAUACUGAAGACAGUUAUGUCGGUGCAAUCACCGCGAUAGUCAAGAAACUGAAACUAAACAAACCCAUAAUAUGCGGAGCAUCCAUGGCUGGUCAAAUGAUGUCACCAACCACCCCUCUCGCCAACAAACAACUCAUCUGGCACAUGUACAGCGUAUCCGCCUACGGAAUCUUCCACGGAGACCUCGAAUUCUACUUUGGCGGUUUUGACGGCCGCACCCGAGUCUCCAGCAUCGAUACCAAAAAAUGUCCAGUGUUCAUGCUGACAGGCGAAUACGAUUGGGGCAACACACCUGCCGUGUCUCAAGCAACGUGUGAUAAGAUCCCCGGAGCGAGACAUAAAGCUAUGCCCGACAUUGGACAUUUUCCGGCGACGGAAAAGCCGCAGAAAUUUGUCCCGCAUCUUUUGGAAGCGAUCGAUUGGAUUCGCCAUAUGCGCAUGCAGGAUGGGAUGGACAGUGUGGAGCAAAAUGUGUGA
This is a messenger RNA of Botrytis byssoidea, 1191 nucleotides long. RefSeq lists its product as uncharacterized. The transcript has 3 exons. The coding region runs from base 1 to 1191 and encodes 396 amino acids. NCBI's taxonomy places the organism in Eukaryota, Fungi, Ascomycota, Leotiomycetes, Helotiales, Sclerotiniaceae. The record is from RefSeq and is a predicted model, not a curated record.